Messenger RNA from Monoraphidium neglectum, 1992 nucleotides. RefSeq names its product Two-component response regulator ARR1. NCBI's taxonomy places the organism in Eukaryota, Viridiplantae, Chlorophyta, Chlorophyceae, Sphaeropleales, Selenastraceae. Gene Ontology annotation, biological process: regulation of DNA-templated transcription. Gene Ontology annotation, molecular function: DNA-binding transcription factor activity; DNA binding. Gene Ontology annotation, cellular component: nucleus. The transcript has 3 exons. The record is from RefSeq and is a predicted model, not a curated record. Bases 1 to 1992 code for a protein of 663 amino acids.
AUGCUCGCGCGGUCUGGGCUGGCCUCUGGGAAGCCCUAUGAGGGCGACCGGAUGGAAGUGGACGUGUGUUCAUCGCCCUUGUGCUCCUCGCUGGGCGACGGGGACCUGCUGCCCCUGGAUCAAAUCAGCCUGGUGUCGCCGGGCCUUGCGGAAGCCUUCGGCAUCACCACCUCUCUUGGCCUGCGCGAUGAGCGCCCCCGUGGCCCAUCCAGCGACGACGGCAUUGGCAGCGGCGACCUCGGGCAGCAGCGGUUCCUCGGCGGCGACGACUCGCUUCGCCUAGCGGACGGGUUUGACAGUCCGCCGCUUUCCGAUGAACCAGUGCACAGGGCGCCCUCGGACACCAGUGGUGGGGCGGUGGGCGGCCACCACCACGAGGCUGGCGGCGGCGCGCUGGCCGCCGUCGCCGCUGCUGCGAGGGCCGUGCAUGAGGCGCAUGAGCAUCACCGCGUGCUGCAGGAACAGCACGAACGGGAGCAGCAGCACCAACAGCAGCAGUGGAUCCUGUAUGAGCAGCAGCAGCAGCAGUUCAUGCUCCUGCAGCAACGACAGCAACAGGAGGCGGAGGAGCAGCAGGAGCAGCAGCAGCAGCAGCAGCAGCAGCAGGCUGCCGGGCUCGAAUUCGAGGCCGCGCAGGCGCAGCAGUUGCGGCAGCAUCAGGAGUCGCAGCAUGAGCACGACCACCAGCUCCAAUUGGAGCGGCACCAGUUGGAUCAGCAGCAGCUGGAGCAGCAGCAGCAGCACCAGCAGCAGCACCAGCACCAGCAGCAGCAGCAACUCGAGCAGCAGCAUAUGGAGCAGCAGCAGCACCACCAGCACCUGGAGCAGCAGCACCAGCACGCGCAGCAGCACCAGGCCCAGCAGCAGCACCACGCGGCGCUCGCGGCUGCGGCCGCCGCGGCGCAGGUCGUGCAAUUCAGCCACAGCCAGAGCGCGUCCAUGUCGGGGGUGCCGCCAGCCACGGCCGGGUACCUGGCAGGCAUGCUCCCAUACUCAACAUACGGCGCCGCCGCCGCGGCUGCCGCCGCCGCAGCCGCCGCCGCGGGACAGCUCCCCGGGUACCCUUACCCAUUGCCUGGUAUGCUCCCUUACCUCCAGGCGAUGCCAGGCGCAUACGCCUACCCAGGGGCAUACCCCUCGAGCGCAUUCGAUUUCAUUAUGCAGCAGCAGCAGGCGGUGGCGGCGGCGGCCGCAGCGGCACAGCAGGCAGCGGCAGCGCAGCAGGAGCACUCUGGCCAGCAGGCAGCGCUCCCGCUCGCUCUUGACGGGCAGAAUGAGGCCGCUCACAAACCCCCCACGCUGGCAGCAGUGGAGCAGCAGCAGCAACACCACCAACCACAGCCGCCGCAGCAGCAGCAGCAGCAUGCGCAGCAGAAGCACCAGCAGCAGCACCAGCAGCAGCACCAACAGCCGCCGCCGCAGCAGCACCAGCCGACACCAGAGCACGCACCUCAUAAGGAGCAGCACCCACAGCAGCAGUCGCAGCAGCCGCCGUCCGCUUGGCCGGCGGAGUGCACAGGGGAGGACAGCGAUCCGCACCCGCACGCCCUCAAGCGCUCGCGCCUGGUGUGGACCCCGUCGCUUCACAAGCGCUUCGAGGAGGCAGUGCACUCGCUGGGCGUGGACAAGUGCGUGCCCAAGACGAUUAUGUCUAUCAUGAAGGUCGACGGCCUGACGCGUGAGAAUGUGGCCAGCCACCUGCAGAAGUACCGGCUGCAGCUCAAGGCCAAGCAGGGCGAGGAGGACCGGAAGCGGCGCCGCGCGGCCGCGCAGGCGCGCGCGCAGGCGGCUAGGGCAGCGGCGGCGGGCGGCGGCGCGGCGGCGCCGGUGCAGCCCGAGGCUGGGGAGGGGGCGGAAGGGGCGGAGGGGCCGCAGGGGGCGCAGGGGGUUGCGUAUGAGGAGGGCGGAGGGGAGGCGGCGGCGGAGGCUACGGAGGCGGACGCGGCGGACGGGGCUUGGGCAUCAGAGCAGGCCGUGAUGGGGGCCGCGUGA